AAUAUAUGAAUUUUUACCAUCAAUAUUUUUGAGUUUGAGGAAAUGAGGAACACAGCACCAGCGCCUGGGUUCCUCGAACACAAGCGCAGGUUCCUCGAACACAAGCGCAGGUUCCUCGAACACAGGCGCGGGUUCCUCGAACCCAGGUGUUGGGUUCCUUCGAAGGAACCCAGGGCCUGGGUUCAGGGAACCAAGCAAACCCAGCACGCCUGGGUUCGAUGGAACCCAGGCGCGGGUUCCUCGAACCCAGGCCCUAGGUUCCUUCAAACCCAACACGCCUGGGUUCAAUGGAACUCAGGGCCUAGAAGAGCUUUGGAAGAUUUGCGAGCUUCUAUAUUUAACAAAUUCCGUCCAUCUGAAAGCGCAAAAACUCAACAGCAAAGAAUUUGGGGUCCUUUUUCAGCUCUCACAUUCAAUUUUAUGGUUGCUGUUGGUAUUAUUUUCAUGAACAAAUGGGUUCUUAAAAAUGUUGGGUUCCAGUUCCUAGUAUUUCUCACUUUUAUUCACUAUUUAGUAAGCUGGGCAUUGAUGGCUGUCUUGAAAUCCUUCGAAGGAACCCAGGCCAACGGUGCACGUGCUACACGUGACGCUUCGACGUUAAAUUUUGCCUCAUUUUCUCAAACUCGAAAAUAUUAAGGGUAAAAAUUCAUGUAUUGUAAUAUGAAGGAUAAAAACCCUCAAAUUCAAAAAGUUAAAGGGUAAACGGUACCUUUUGUCCGGACCUAGAAAUCAGAGGUUUUCUUUUUCCGUAUGAGAGGAAACGGAAAAUACAUUGAAUGGAUUACAUUGAAUGGAUUAAUUAAGUGCCAUUUGGAUU
Rubroshorea leprosula is the source of this 817-nucleotide messenger RNA. The record is from the annotation of a GenBank genome assembly. Lineage: Eukaryota; Viridiplantae; Streptophyta; Magnoliopsida; Malvales; Dipterocarpaceae.